Messenger RNA from Microthlaspi erraticum, 2907 nucleotides. NCBI's taxonomy places the organism in Eukaryota, Viridiplantae, Streptophyta, Magnoliopsida, Brassicales, Brassicaceae. The record is from the annotation of a GenBank genome assembly.
AUGAAGAGGACUAUUCAAAGUCCAAGCAAACCGAAACUAAGUCAACCUACUCAAUCAAAGAAUCCUCAGAGGAGCUUAGGAUCUGUAAGCUUCUCUCAAAGCACUUUAAACACCAAGAGUAAAACAAAAUUCAGCGUGGCGAGCAGAUCUUCAAUUCCAAAGCCCUCUCUCAAGCAAGUUAGAAGAAAUGUGAUCAGCAAAUCAUCAGAAGUUCCAUCAGUAUCCCUCUCACAAAAUUCUGUUGUUGGAAAGUCCAAAGAUGGCCCUAUGACUUCAUCAGAUGUGGCUAUGCUUGGUCAUGCAUCAAUUUCCGCCGACUCUGAUGUAAUUACUAUGGACACCACGUUAGUUCAAAGUUCUCGCAGUAAAGUUGGAAACACGCAGCCUGCAGUUUCACGACUGGGAAAGCCAUCAGGUUUAAGAGCGCCGUCACCUUCAAUUGGCUAUUUCAGUCAGUCGGAUUCUCAACCGUCACACAGUUCAGGAGACAAACAUAGCCAGCCUUCAGCUUCUUUGAUUCCUACCUUCAACAAACCCCAAGUUUCUGGGAAAGUUCCCGGUGUUAACUCCAAGUCAGGAAUUAGAAACACUGGCAAUUCAGGUUCAGCGGCAAGUUUGUCUGCUCAAUCUAAAGUCCUCAAACCUUCACAAGAAAAGGUGAAAGUAGACUUGAAAAGCACUCGGGAGUUAGAAUCCGAAGCGGCGUCUUGUUCACUGAGUUCUCGGAUAAAUGAAAGACUGCAGCAUCCAUGCAUCAUUCAAGGUGAUACUGGAAAAUUAGUUCUGGAUGAUGUAGAUAGUUGUACAUCUGAGAAGGUUUCUACUGCGAAGUGUGAAAAUGUCCAGAGCAACAGUAAGCUGCCGGUCUCAAGCUGCAAAAAUAAUGUACAAGAUGAUCAUAUAACUGAUGAUUAUAGGGAUGAGAAAAGGAAGAGUUGCUGGUCAGUAGAGGAAAUCUGUGCUUUACCGCUUAAACAUGGUCCAAUUUUCAAAGUUUCCAUGGAUUCUGAGGUGCAGGAUCAUUCUGUCGAUGAGUCGACACUGUUUAAUAACUGUUCACAGUCGAAAGUCAGCAGUCCUGGGGAAGAAGAUAUCUGUACUACCAAUGAUUUUAGUGGAGCUCUUGCUACAUUGAAUGUACAGGUACAACCACUAAAUGAAUGCUUGCACCCUAGCAAUGAAGACGAGAUUAGUCCUUUACUUUCUGGAGAAAAAGAUGCGUCGAUUGUUAAUCAUUCUACAGAGAAUGCAAUAAAGCAGCCUGAAGUUUUAGAUUAUUCCACUGCAGACCCAGCUUACGUUGGGGAUUUUGCUUCAAUUAAAAGUGAUGUAGAUGAAUUAUCUUCUCCAGAAAAUCAGUUAGGCUUUACUGAAUCUGCAUAUGUUUCUUUGGGGCCUGUGGAAGCACCGGGUUGUGUUCAAUCACCAUGCAACCAUCUUGAGGAAGAUCCAGCGUCGAACUCUAUUCUGUGUGAUCACAGCAUGGUGUGUGAUGGCCAAGCUGCAUUAGAAUCGGAGAAGAGAAUUGAAGUAAGCGAUAGCACCGAGACGUGUGAGGCUAUCGGUCCAUCUCCAGAUUGCAAAGACUGGUUUAGAGAUUCUGAAGAACAGCAUUUCUCGUGCCAAUUAGUCCAUGAGGUGAAAGAAAGUGGUAGAGAAAUAGAUGUCUUGACAAGAAAUGAAAGGGAAGAUAACGGUCCUGAUAUGCAGAUAGACUACUUUACUGGUUCUUCUGAUGUUCAACAGGAAAUGGAACAAGUGGAACUACUAAUGCCUUCCCCUGCUGUAGCUAGGAUGGAGAAUAAACCUCUGGGAUCAUCUCAUGAACCAUUCCCUGAGAGGCUAACAUAUGAAGAACAGAGGCAAUACAACUGUUCCAGUGCUGCAAUUACAUCUGGUGUAAAGGCUGGUUGUGUAAUGAAACAGACUGACGAACUGCGAACAUCAGAUGUUUUUUCUCCAGCAAAAGAUGCAUCUGCCGCUGUUUUUUCUUAUUCAAAUGAAGAGGAGCCUGAGGAUAACUCAGAGCUGGAAGACAUGGAUCUGGUUACUGAGUCAGAUUCAGACGAGGAGCCUGAGGAAAUUUUGGAGCUGAAAGAGGUGCAUCUGGCUACUGAGUCAGAGCUCAUCAGUAACCUCGAUGAGUAUUCUGUCAAAGACCAAGAAUAUCCCAAAGUAGAAACUAUCCACACUGCAUCGGACCUGUGUGGAAAAAUCAGUUCCUCGGCUUCUAUAUCUGUAGAUCCCAAGAGUCUAAAUGAGGAUUCCAGAAUCUCUGAUGGCAUGUCGAAAGAGGAUUCAACUUAUGGACUUAUUGAGCAUAACUAUGUUGAAAAAGCUAAAAUGCAGACAGAUACUGAAAAAAGUUUCAGUGCUCUCGUUACUGAUCAAGAAGUUGGCUCUCAUGAAGAAGAGGAUGUACAAGUUGUAAAUAUAUCUCCUGGUGCGGUGGCAUUUGCAAACAGAGUGGAAGAAUCAGGAACUCCAAUACCCACGGAUGAGGCUUUCUCAGUCAAAGACGAUAUGCAUCCUAAUGAGUUCAAUUUGUUGAGCGAUGACACUUUAACAUCAGAAAGCAAUGGAGACCGUGCUUCUGAAAGUAGCAGCAGUUGUACAUGUUCAUCAGAAGGCAUACCACUGGAUCUUAAACUUGAGAAGAAACCUGAUCCUAUUAUAGUAAAGCCUCCAAAUGGUGUUCCAUUUUCUGACGAGUGGUUAGCUGCAAUUGAGGCUGCUGGAGAGGAAAUCUUAACACUUAAAGGUGGACGUGUGCAACAUUCACCAACCGACAAAUCUUCUCCUGAACCAAGUCCAUGGUCUCCGGUCAAGAAGAAGAACAAUCAAGGAGUAGGACCAUUUGACUGUACAAAGUAUACAAACAAAGGUCUUCCUCCUGUUUUAGACUGA